Molecule: messenger RNA, 937 nt
Organism: Corticium candelabrum
Lineage: Eukaryota; Metazoa; Porifera; Homoscleromorpha; Homosclerophorida; Plakinidae
Exons: 3
Coding region: 406-774 (122 amino acids)
Source: RefSeq, a predicted model, not a curated record
CACCACGUACUGCCUGCAUAGCACAUCGAAGCAAAGCUGUCAGUGCCAACUGUCCUGUUGCAGUUAGCUCAGUGAACAGCCAACUAACUCCAGCUGGUAGCAGGUAUGUCUUUUUUCCAGUGUUUCCAAUGGAGUACACUACUGGGGUAGGCUGAGUCGAACUGUUGUCUGUUUGGACACUAAAACUAUGAAGUGGACAUGUCGCUGUUCUGCUUCCCAACAAAAAGGCUGCAUCCACAGAGCAGUAGCCAAAUGGUUAUGCCACUAGCAACACUCUUACCUGAUGUGGUCAGAACAGACCAGUGAUUCUGAGUAUCUCCCAGAACAGGAAUCAAAAGAUGAGACAAGUGAAAACAUUCUAGGAGCCUUUAUUGCUAUCCUCCUCAAGGACACUUGUUGAGAAAAAUGCUGGACUACCUAAAACAAUACAAAAGCAUUCCACUUGCUAUUGACAAUAGACUGGCUUUAGACACACCCAAGCUUACACAAUACAUGCCGUCUGAGACUACAUGCAAGUUCUGUUCUGGGGUUCAACUGGAAGGCCCUCGCACAAUCACAACAAAGGGUAAAGUGAUAGGACUUGAUCAAAUUGUUGAAAAUGUGAAGAUAUACUGCAAGAAGUGUCCCAAGUGUAAUCUCUUGUACAGGUACCAAGAAUCCAAGAAUACUAUGACGGUGUACACAAUUUCAACGAUUCCACCAUGCUUACACUGCAUUUGUGCUUAUUCCUUCGUCACAGCUUGCAAGCACAUAUUGCCAUUGGAAGAGUUGUAACAGUGAUAGAAUCAAUGACGGGAAAAUCACUAUCGCACAACACUGUCUUAAAUGCCUACUGUCAUUUUGAAGCUUUAUCGGAACACAAAUAUGAAUUUUACUGCAUUCAUUGUGGAUUCUACCCCUAUCCUGACUUUUGAUGUGAACAGAAAGGCAGCAUUUU